AUGUCCGCGCAGCCGGCAUCCCUCCAGUGGACCGCCCAAUACUCCGUAGCACCAUCCUCACGCUCAACUAAGCUACCAGGCGACAAGAUCCUCUUACCUCCGUCAGCACUCGAACAGCUCCUCGCAGCCGCCCCCACAAUCACCACCGAACCCACCUAUUCUCGGCCGUAUACAUCCGCCUUCGACCCCUACAAUCCCUUCACCUUCGCCGCUGAACGAGCAGCACGUGCCCAAUUUCAGGACAGACAACAGCAGCUACCACAUCCACUGACCUUCCGUCUCGUCAAUCCGCAGAAUGGGCGCGUCAUUUAUGCGGGUAUCAGAGAGUUCUCCGCUGAGGAGGGCGAGGUGGUCCUAAGUUCCGUGCUAAGGCAAGCUUUGGGUAUCGAGGACCCACAGGGCUCCAAGACACCAAGUCGCAGUCCAACGCCGGGCAACAGCGAUGACGACGAGGCGGUGACGAACGGCGUGCAAGGUCUCGCAGUCGCCAGAAAGAAUGCGCCUAGGAUCACAAUCCAUGUGAAGGAGCUGCCCAAAGGCACCUACGUUAAGCUACGGCCACUAGAAGCCGGGUAUAACCCGGAGGACUGGAAGUCGCUACUUGAGCAGCAUAUGCGCGCCAACUUCACAACCUUGACAAAUGGGGAGGUGCUGGUGGUACCGGGCGGACGGGGAGUCGGAGGCAAGCUAGAAGAAUUCAGGUUCUUGGUCGAUGGCUUCAAGCCGGAAGGCGACGCAAUCUGCGUUGUAGACACAGACCUGGAAGUCGACAUUGAAGCUCUGAACGAGGAGCAGGCCCGAGAGACACUGAAGAGGAUAGCGGAGAAGGCGCAGAGGGCGCCAGGCACUGAUCAAGGCAGUUCCGCUGGCGGAAGACUUGAUCUUUUCCGAGCACAAUCAGGGCACGUGCUUGACGGUGAAUAUGUGGACUACGAGAUACCUUCCUGGGAUCGCUCGCAAGGUCUCGAGAUCGAGCUCGGAGAUGUUGAAGAGGAGGAUGAAGUUGAUCUGUUCGUUAGUCCGUUCAGCACGCGGCAGCGUGUCCGGCCUCGAGAAGACGAGUAUGUCUUCGGCGAGUUUGAAGGCCGAUAUCCAAAGCGCAUACGCCUUGCGCCCACCAACAUCGAGCUCGAAGGCGCAGAAGCCGUUUGGGUGUCCGUCCACGCCUAUGCGCCCCCCGAAACAAGCCAAAAUGGUGAUAUGCGAAAAGCACCGAAGCAUUACACCAUCCGCGCCUCUCCUUUUGACCUGAGAGUCCCACCUCCGGCAUCUUCAAAUAUACUGCCGGCUUCAAAUAAUAUCGAACAUAACCCAGAUGAAGUUCAGUGCAAGAACUGCCUCCAAUGGGUCCCCCAACGCACCCUCUUCCUGCACGAGAACUUCUGCCUCCGCAACAACAUCCGCUGCCCCAACGGCUGCAACCAAGUGUUCCUCCGCACCAGCCCCGCCUGGGCCAACCACUGGCACUGUCCGCACGACUCCUCGUACGGCAACACGCCCCUCAGCAAAGCGAAACACAACCACCUCUACCACACGUCAUACACCUGUCCCUCCUGCACCUCAUCCACCAUCUACCCUACCCUCCCCGCCCUAGCGCACCACCGCACGACAACCUGCCCCGGCAAACCAAUCCUCUGCCAAUUCUGCCACCUCCAAGUCCCGCAGGAAGGCGACCCAGACACCCCCUCCCCUGAAGCCCUCCUCACAGGCCUUACGCCCCACGAACUCGCCGAUGGCGCACGAACGACCGAAUGCCACCGCUGCGGCGCCAUCGUACGGCUCCGCGACAUGGCAAUGCACCUGCGACACCACGAGCUCGAGAAACUGUCCCGCCCACAGCCGCGCGUGUGUCGCAAUGCGCUGUGUGGACGGACGCUGGACGGGGUCUCCAAGACCGGUGAUACGCGGGCGGGCACGAGGAGAGGGCAGGGGCCAGGGAACGACAUAGGGCUGUGCAGCCAGUGCUUCGGGCCGCUCUAUGUGGCGGUCUAUGACCCCGAGGGGCGGGCGUUGAGGCGGAGGGUCGAGCGGAGGUAUCUCAGUCAACUGCUCACCGGCUGCGGGAAAGCGUGGUGCAGGAAUCCGUACUGCAAGACUGGGCGCGAGCAUCUGGGGAUUGGGGGCUCGGUGAGCACGAAGGAGGCGCUGCCGAUGGUGAAGCCGUUUUUGGACGGGUUGGGGAGGAGCGAGGCGGAUCCGGCGAGGCCGCCGCUGCAUUUCUGUGUCGAUGAGGGGAGUCAGAAGAAGAGAGGCCUCGCGGAGUUGCUGGCGGCGGAGGAUGAGGGGGAUGGUGGGUUUGGGUUUGAGUGGUGUGUUGCUGCGCUUGAGGCUGAGGGGGGAGAUUUGGAGAAGGCGAGGGAGUGGUUGAGGGCUUGGGCGCCGAGUAGGAGUGAGGUGCGGUGA
Molecule: messenger RNA, 2403 nt
Organism: Coniosporium apollinis CBS 100218
Lineage: Eukaryota; Fungi; Ascomycota; Dothideomycetes
Exons: 1
Coding region: 1-2403 (800 amino acids)
Cellular component (GO): VCP-NPL4-UFD1 AAA ATPase complex
Molecular function (GO): polyubiquitin modification-dependent protein binding
Source: RefSeq, a predicted model, not a curated record